GACAUACCAGAGAAGAGUGAAACUCCAUAUGCUGCCUGGAUAUCAACAAAUUCUUUCCCUGAGGAUUUAUGAUCUAAAAUGGACUUCAUAUGAGAGAAAAGCUGCCUUUACAUUUGGGAUUUACUGCAUUUGAUUUUGGAUUUAAAGAGUUUAUCCGCUGGUCGAGCAGUCAUGGAAGGUCUUGAAGCACUGAGUGAAAAGUCUUUGCUGACAGUUCCUGCAGAGUGGUAGAGAUCCAGCAUGUAGCAGAGGCAAACAGGUCCCUUCACGCCUGGGAACAAUCCGACAACAUAAUGGGGAAUUCUUACGCCGGGCAGCUGAAGUCUGCUCGAUUUGAAGAGGCUCUCCACAACUCUAUUGAGGCUUCGCUGCGCUCCAGCAGUGGAGAUCCACAGCCAAUCUUCACACAGCUCUACCUUGAGCCAGAGCCGUAUCCUGGUAAUAUGGACGACAUGAAGGCGAAAGCCGACUUCCAUGGUGGGGAGCCGCCAGGCCACGAGCUUAUAAACGGCCACUCUUCCAACGAUCUGGAGGAGCUGGAGGACGACGAUGACUCAGACAGCAGCAGCCCUCCACUUCCCUACCUGCAGGCCCCUGUGCCCGACGGCUGCUGCACACUGGAUGGGUUCUGUCAGGCCGGCAAGGACCUGCGCCUGGUCUCCAUAGCAACCGAGCCCAUUGAAGUCCCAGCAGGCUUUGAGCUGGUCGGCGCCAAGUCCCCCAACGUCCCCGAGCACAUCCUUGUGUGUGCCGUGGACCGACGCUUUUUACCUGACGAGAAUGGGAAAAAUGCACUUUUAGGUUUUUCAGGAAACUGUGUGGGCUGUGGGGAAAAGGGUUUCAGAUACUUCACUGAGUUUUCCAACCACAUCAACCUGAAGUUAUCCACCCAGCCCAAGAAGCAGAAGCACUUAAAAUACUACCUGGUGAAGAAUUCUCAGGGUGCUCUGUGCAAAGGACCCCUCAUCUGCUGGAAGGACUGUAAAACCCGUCAGUUCUCCAGCAGCGCAUCCACAUCCAAACCCAGCUCGUCCUCCUCUCUCAGCAGCAAAGAAAACGGAGGCGCUAGUGGACACAGCUCCUCUCCCUUCUCCCUCUCAGAUUCUCCACCCACCAGAACGACGCAGGUAUCCUCUGUCUUUUUCGGGAGUCAGGACCUCGGCAGAGACUGUAGUUUCCUCAAACCUCUGUCAUCCACACCUGGAAACAAGACUCUACCAAUAGUACCGACAGCUCUGAGGGUAAACGGGCCGACAAAUGGCCUAGUUGUUGAUGGCCGUCCUCCUUUACUGAACCCCUCCCAGGUCUCUUUGGGGCCUCAAAGUCAGGGGUAUCGCACUGCUGACUUAGGAGACAGCCCUGUACCCACUGCUAUGAACUCGGGUCCUCCAAAGAAGCGGCACCGGAGCUGGCAUCCCAGCUCAUUGGUACCCGUCCCACCCACAGCCGUCCCCGUGCCAGCCAUCCGGCCGAUAGUCUGCUCUCCAGGUUCUGUAUUAGGAGUGUCGCCUCCUCAGCCACCGGUAGCAGGAGUCAUUCAGCCUCAACCUGUCACCGCUGGAGAGACGGUCAUCGUCCCCAACAACCUGCUCAACUCCUCAGGAUUUCGCCCUGUCAUCCUCAUCGGGCAUGGCACUUUACCUUAUUUCUAUGGGAACGUUGGGGACAUAGUGGUGAGCCCCCUCCUGGUCAGCUGCUAUAAGAGCAGCCAGCUGACAGAGAAAACCCUGGAGACGUUGGGCCUCGACAGCAGCCAGCGUCUCUGCGUGGAGACAAUGAUCCUGCUCACUUUACAAUAUCUUGCACGUUUAGGCUCGGAGCAGAUUCCUCUGAGGGAGGAGCUGGAGCAGAUUGUUUUAAAGGCCAUGCUGUGUUGUCCCCGGGGUCCUGCCAUCUCCCCGUCUCAGCUGCCCUGGUUGGCUCGGCUGGAAGCCAGCGUCUCAGGGGGCAGCGUCCAAGUCGUGGUUACCCAUAACUCUCUGGGAGAGGGCAUCUCUGAGUCGCUUCGGUCUCUCAGUGAGGGUCCUCACCAUCAGAAGUGCCUGCCCACAUAUGUAGUCGUUAUAUGUGCCUCCAAAAUGAGCGGCAACGAGUUCUGCGUGCUUGUUUUGGGAAAGUACCAAGCACGGGCCUUAGCUGAAGGCAUGCUGACAACAAAUGAGUUUCUGAAGGAGAUCAGCUACGAACUCAUCACAGGGAAAGUCAGUGUCUUGGCGUCUCACUUCAGAACAACAUCAUUAGGGGACAAUCUGGACAAGCAGCUGGUGCGAUACCAGCGCCGACUGAAGGGGCAGGUCAUCCAGCCCUUUCAGGGCGAUGUCACUGACCACAUCCACUCCCAGGAAGCUGCCAGCAUGUCACCACCCUCUGACAGAGCAGAGCUGUUAAGUAAGGUUUUCCAGAUCUAUCCGACCCAGCUGAGCGUCGCUCGGAGCCUCCUCUCUCAAGUCUGCUCCAUCGCUGACUCAGGAACCCAGAAUCUCGAUUUGGGGCGUUUUUGUAAAGUGGACUUUCUUGUUUUGGUGCCUCCAUCUCACAUCCUGGUGCACCAGACAGCACAGCGCAUCCGACAAUCAGGAGUACUUGUCGACCUGGGAAUCGAAGACGCCUGCUCAGCCUACCAGAAAUCAGACAAGUACGUGGUGCGUCUGGACGGUGACGUUCACACCAAAAUGGAAGCCUUCAUGAGGAAAGUCAAGCAGAACCCCUACACCCUGUUUGUCCUCAUCCACGACAACUCGCACGUCGACCUCACAAGUGCUCUGUCAGGCUCUGUGUGCCAUGGCGAGCUGCAGGGUUUGGCUGACCGGGUGGUGAACUGUCAGGAAGUCCUCGAUGCCAUGAACCUCCUGGUGCUGCAGGUCAGCUGUUUCCCGCACACGCUGCAGACCCGCCAGUCCCGCAUCAGCAUCCACAACGAAGUCCAUUGGCCCUCCAACCAAAGUCUGCAGGGGGAGCAGUCUCCUAAUGAGUUGCUCUACUUUGGCCUGAGGGACUACAGCAGCUCCCUGCAGUGGGGUGUGGCCAGCCCCAUUCUGCGCUGUGAUGAUGCGUUUGAGAAGAUGGUCCACACACUGCUGGAAAGACAUCCGCACCUGCACAGCAUGGUGAUCCGCAGCUACCUGCUGAUUCAGCAGUACACAGAGGCCAUGAUGGCCCUAACCUCCUCCCCGUCCCUGAGAGACCACAUCACCCCAGAGACCCUGGCCAUGGUGGAGGACCUUAUCAACGCCCCAAGCAGAGAGGGCUCCCAGGGUCGCGGCCACAUGCUGCUGGUUCGAGUCCCCUCGCUGCAGCUGGCGAUGCUGGCCCGGGAGCGACUGGAGGACGUGAGGGACAAACUGGGGCUUCAGCUGUGCUUCGCCGUGCUGCUAGGAAGCCCCGCCUCCGAACUCAACCUGCCCAGGAACUUCACCAGCCGCCUCAGGGCGUGGAGAGGCUGUGAGAAUGAAGACUGGGUACCGCACACUUAUGAGGAUCUGGAAGGGCUGCCUUGCAUCGUCAUCCUUACAGGGAAGGACCCUCUUGGAGAAACUUUCCCCAGGUCUCUGAAAUACAGCGACCUGCGUCUGAUAGACUCCAGCUACCUGACUCGCACAGCCCUGGAGCAGGAGGUGGGUCUUGCCUGCACCUAUGUGUCCAUGGCCGUGGUCCAGGAGCCCAAGAAGCCCUCAGCUCCUCGGGAAUCAGACGGAGAAAAGGCCACCACCAGCUUGAAUGAUGGAGAUGAGCUGGAGAGGCCUCAGAGCAACGGCAGCGCUGCAACCAGAACGUCUGGCUCUCUGGCAGAGAACGGUGUCAGUUCAUCUGACAUUGCCGACUCCUCCCAGAAGCCCUCCACAUCCACCUGCCCACCUGAAGGUGUCGUUACCUCGGACAUAGGCACAGUAACACAAAGGUUUAAGCAAGAGUGCGAUUCCAUCGGAAGCCAGCUCCCCUCCAACCCCUCCAAAGCCUCCAAGGCCCCUCCCUCUCUUUACUCCAGUUCUUCCUCUUCCUCGCCCUCCCCGUCGUCCUCCUCCACCCAGAGGCCCACCCAGUCCACGCAGUGUGGUCGAGACACUAAGCCCACUCGGGUGUCCCCACGGACAGUCAUCAUGUCGCGGGCUGCAUACAACCUGCUGGCGGGGGAGUCGGGGAGUCAGCUGAGCUCUUUCUCCCUCCUGCCUCAUGCAGAUGUGGCCUGGAGCAGCCCGCUGAGGCCCCCUGUCAGUGUCAACCUGCAGGGGGCAGAGCAGAGCAUGUACUACCGCCAGUGGACCAUAGCCAGGCAGCAUCAUGCAGAUUAUGAAGCUCCGUCUGUGCCACAUCCACGGCGCCUGCUACUCAGUGGACCCCCACAGGUGGGAAAAACUGGGGCCUAUCUGCAGUUUCUCCGUGUCCUGUUCCGAAUGCUCAUCAGACUGUUGGAGGUAGAUGUGUAUGAUGAGGAAGAGGAGGAAGAAGAAGAAACAUCAGAGGUUACAACUCCUGUAAAUUCCCAGUUGCCUGACAUUGAGGAGAUUCGAAAGCUGCCCUUUGACCCCAUCCCCCGGCACCCUAAGUUCAGGAAUGCCAGCCCUGUUUACAAUGACAAGAUGCCAAAGUCCUUAACAGAUUGUAAGCAAGAAGGCGAGAGCCAAACACCAGCAAAACGAGAGACCAAGUCCAUACGUCUGAGCAGGUUUGCCGCCCACAAUGCCUUUCAUCACUGUGAACAGUGUCACCACUACUGUGAAGCGGGCCCUGCCUCACAGCUAUCGGAGUGCACCUUCCAUGCUUUCACCUUCUGCUCGUCCAUGUUGGGGGAGGAGGUCCAGCUCCAGUUCAUCAUUCCCAAAGCCAAGGAGCAGCACUUUGUCUUCAGUCAGCAGGGCAGCCACUUAGAGAGCAUGUGCCUGCCUCUGGUCUCCACCAAGGACCCUGAUCUAUUAAAGAGUCCAAUCUUCACCCCGACCACAGGACGACAAGAGCACGGCCUGCUCAACAUUUUCCACGCCAUGGAGGGCGCCAGUCAUCUGCACAUUCUGGUCGUCAAGCAAUUCGAAAUGCCGCACUACAGAAAAUACUGGCCCAACCACAUCCUGCUCGUCCUGCCGGCUAUGUUCAACAACGCAGGAGUUGGUGCGGCCCGCUUUAUGAUCAAAGAGCUGUCAUAUCAUAACCUGGAGCUGGAGAGAAACCGACUGGAGGAGCAAGGUGUCAAGAGGCAAGAUGUAUGGCCUUUCAUUGUUAUGAUGGACGACUCCUGCGUGCUUUGGAACACCCACCAGACAGCAGACAGCAGUGAGACAUCAGAGGGAACUAACGUGUCUCUGAAGACAGUGCUGCAGCAUAUGGAAACCACUCCAAAGAUCUGCCUGUAUGCAAUGUGCGGCACACGCAGGUGGAGCAGCAGCCUGGCUCGCAAGUCUCCCAGCCACCCCUUCAGCCGGUGUCACCUCCACGACUUUGCCAUGCUCAAUGUGGACCUGACGCAGAAUGUUCAAUAUGACCUCAAUCGGUACAGCUGUGAGGAGGUGGACUUUAAUCUAAGGGUGAACAGCAGUGGGCUGCUGCUGUGUCGCUUCAAUUACUUCAGCCUCAUGAAGAAGCACAUUCCAGUCGGGGGAAACAAAGACUUCCUGGUCAAACCUAAACUCAUGGAAAUAGAAAACCCCGCCCCAAUCAGCCCGUCACAGUAUGUCUGCGCCCCAGACAGCGAGCAGACCCUCCUGGACGCCCCGGCCCAGUUCUUGCUUGAAAAGUUCCUGCAAAGCUGCAGCCACAGACUGUUCCCGCUGGCCAUUCAGAACAGAAAAAACCCAGUUCUGUCCAUCGAUAGCUACCUCAACAUCAGCCCGGAGAUUUCCGUGUGCUACAUCAACUCUCGUCCACACUCCACCAACCUGAACCAUCAGGGCCUGCUGUUCAGCGGUCUGCUGCUUUACCUCUGUGACUCCUUUGUCGUCUCUGGGCUCCUCAAGAAAUUCCGUUUCCUCAAAGGCGCCACUCUCUGCGUGAUCUGCCAGGACAGAAGUUCCCUGCGUCAAACCAUCGUCCGACUGGAGCUGGAGGACGAGUGGCAGUUCCGCCUGCGGGAUGAGUUUCAGACAGCCAACUGCAGUGAGGACCGGCCCCUCUACUUUCUGACCGGCCGCCAUGUUUGAGCUUGAAACACGCUGGACCCACUGCUCUGCCGCAGAGGCACAAUCAGAAAUGAGGAUACAUUUGAUUCCAAACCAGCCAGCAAUCACAAUUCUUGCCAUUCCAGUGGAAGGUCAGAGGGGAUAUGCUGGAGCACACGAUCCAAAGUGCCCCGCAAGUGGACACAAGGACCCUCAUAUGGCUUUUCCUUUCAUCUGUACUGCCACAGUGCACUAUGCCUGGCUCUGGCUCUGAGGAGGGUCAGUGUGUGUUUUAACUCUUGCUUGUCGCUGGGCUUGCGUUCUACUGAAAAAGACUUUGCUGUGGGAAAAGAAAAAGCACAGCUGAAACUGAACUUUGUUUUGUUUGCAAAAACGGACGGUCUCUGAUCAAUGAUGUGACUAUUUGAAGAUUGUAUGUGUACGUGGACAUUGACCACAGUGUGUCCCAUGCUGGACAUGCUUGUUUAUCUCAGGGUUUUAAAGGGAGAUCCAAGGGACGUCGCUUAAAGGGGUAAAUCUCUUCUCCAAGUUCACCGUGUACUUUUUGCAUUGACUUGUGUUGUGCACCAAAGAUAUCCUCAGCUGCCGCUCGCCUUUUCCUCCUCACCCGCUCUGCCUCUCGAACUCCACAAGCUCACUGAUUAUAAAAUGUUAGCUCACUAAAUUAAAGGUAGAGUUCACCCUCAAAUCAAAAAUACAUAUAUUUACUCAUAUCUGUAGAGAUAUUCAUCAGUGUUGAUUGUGAGUUGCCGAGUGUCGGAGAUAUCAGCCGUUGAGACACCUGCCUUCUUGCCAAUAUAUUGGAACAAGAUGGCACUUGGCUUGUGGUACUCAAAGCACUAAAGAAAUGAAACAGCAGUAGAUGCAUGCUUACUUCGGUGUGGUGAUACGGAUGCAGUUCCAUAGAAAGGUUUUAAAAUGUACUUUUUUGUACCACAUGUACCACAAGCCGAGUGUCAUCUUGUUCCAUUAUAUUUAAGAGAAGGCAGACAUCUCUACGGCCGAUUUCUCCAACACUUGGCAACUUGCAUCAAAAAAAUCUAGACUGAUAAAUAGCACUACAAAGACAGAGGAAAAGUAUUUUCUAUUUGGGGUCGAACUGUCCCUUUAAGGAAAUUUUAAAGGUAUACUAUGCAGGAUUAUUCUUAAAAAUGUGUAGACUCGUACAAUCCCUCUCAAUCAUUACUUAUGAACCACUAGAAAUGUGUGGCAAUGUAUUGAUCUGCCUCUGUUGUGUUUUUAUUUUGCUCUGGUCGAGACAUUUAUGGGCAUGUGGUCCCCAGCUAACACAGUGCACAGGUAAGAUUAAAAAAAAGAUCGGAAAAUUGUGGACGCACGAAAUAAAGCAAAUAUAGUGAGGUGAAACACCAAGCGGACAAAGCUCAUUCCAAAUCAAGAGUGAAUCUGCAGCACUGAAGAGGAGACUAGGGAUGAAGGGCGACGCAGAGCUGGCCUGUUUUUGUUGGGCAGGUUAGUGCAGGCAGUUAGCUUACUUAGCUUAGCUUGCUAAAGUAUUAGCUUUUCCAUUACAACAUAUGUAACAUUCCUACAAUAGUGCAGCAGCUUGCAGUGUAUGUUAGAGCACUGUAGGUUGCAAUUCCUGCAUUGUAUACCUUUAACACUGAGUUUGGCCUGUAUUAGAUUUCUAUCAUCAGUCAUUUACACUGCAAAUCCUUUUCUCUUGUGCCUCUGAAAUUAUUUAUGUGGCAUCCAUAAUCCUUCUGACGGGGAGCUGUACGAAUGUGGUGUUAGUCUCUUAGUGACUUACACAUUCAUUUAUCCAAAGAUUCGCAACUAAAGAAAAGUACAAGUUGUGUCCUCUCAAGAAUGUAGGCUGUUAAUGUUUCGUCAUGGCUUGAAUAUAUAACUAUGAAGCAGGUCUGUUGUCCAAAACACACAUCUGACUUUCCACAGGGUUUUACUUUUACAACUCAUCUGUUAAUAUGCAACACCAAUCAGACGGAGCAACGACUUUUGUAUUUAGGCAUUUACUGACUUAAAUACUGUGUAUUUUAACCAUAAUCACAUUACGUCAGUAAAUGCAAUAUAUAUUUAGAAAGCAUCUUCACUGCCAAAUAUUCUGCUACUGACUGUGCCUGAGAUUUCAGCUCCUGUUACAAUGUUCCUAGGGCGAUUGUACAUUGAUGUCUUGGCUACCAUCCACAUGUUAAACUCACAAUCUGCCAUCUUUUGUCUCCCAAGCAAAUGGUCAUCAAUGAAAGGGUUACACACUGUCCAAAGCAGCUGACCAGAUCAUUACAUAUACUUGAAAGUGGAAUGUUUUUAUAUGUUUCUGCACAGGGUUGUCCAAAGAAUAUGCCUUAAGUGACGUUUCACACAGUCACUGCUCAAGUCACUAAUUUUUUCGGACCAAUGAGAAUGAAGAAACCAUUUAACUGUGAGGCGAAGGAAUGUUUGCCUGAAUGAAGCAAAGUGAAAUAAUUGGAUUUCGGACUACUGUACUGUUUAAAGCUUUGUUUACAUUAUUAAUAUAUUGUAUCAUCCCCUUAACCACUGAGGGUUACUGAUGUUUUUUUUUUAGUCUUGUGUAACUUUUGCCAGCAUAUUUUGGUCAUGAAUGUCUCUCUGCAUUUUAUGUUAUGUUGCAAAGGCAAGAAGAAUCUACCUAGAUGUGUCCUUAACCAUAUGUCUGUAUCCCUUCCUGUUCUUGUGUUGGAUUUUUAUUGAAAAUGAAAAUCAGGUCCACGAGGGAUUCUUAUUUAUUUGACAAGCCUUUUGGACUGAUAAUCAUAUUGAAGUGUAAUAUUUUAUUGCAUGCUAAGCUCGCUUAAACCGAGGGAGUGUGUCCUCUUCAAAACCAUCCAUGAAGGCUUUGCACAAGACCCAAACGAAUGAUUCUUAGAUCUACUGAAUGUCACUGGGGGAAGGAAAUGUGAACUUGCACUAUACAAGUUGCCAGCAGAAAAAAUAUAUAUAUUUCCCACUGUUAAAUUAACCCCAAAUGUAGUCCAAAUAUAAGACUGGUGAUCAAAACUUUAACUUAAACUCCAACUGUCUGUAGAAUGUGUCUUUCUUUUUAAUAAUUGAACACUUAAUAUGCAACUUGCUCUCACAAUCUUCACUGAAAUGUGUUAAACGAUAACCAGCCCAGUGGUAGCCUUGGUGUCUGGGUGAUCUACCUCAUGUUUACCAUUGUGGUUGCGGGCUGUGAACAUAUGACAUUAGAGCCAUGCUGUUGUUGUUGGAAAUUUAUGAAUGUAAUAAAAUGACUUCUAAAAUCA
This is a messenger RNA of Epinephelus lanceolatus (giant grouper), 9349 nucleotides long. RefSeq names its product GREB1 like retinoic acid receptor coactivator (gene greb1l). The record is from RefSeq and is a predicted model, not a curated record. NCBI's taxonomy places the organism in Eukaryota, Metazoa, Chordata, Actinopteri, Perciformes, Serranidae. Gene Ontology annotation, biological process: kidney development; multicellular organism development.